AUGGUAGACGGAGUUAUGAUUCUUCCUGUGCUGAUCCUGAUGGCGUUUCCCUCCCCGAGUUGGCAAGAUGAUGAACUGAAGCUAAAUAUGGUCCGCUACGAAUGUGUGUGUGAAGGCAUGUCCUGUGGGAAUGGAGAUCGUUGCCAAGGCCAGCAAUGUUUUGCUUCCCUGAGCAUUAAUGACGGUGCUAAGGUUUACCAGAAAGGCUGCUUCCAAGUCUAUGAACAAGGGAAAAUGACGUGCAAAACACCUCCGUCUCCUGACCAAGCUGUAGAGUGCUGCCAAGGAUACCUGUGCAACAUGAACAUCACUGCACAGUUGCCUUCUUCUAAAGGGCAAACCUUUCAAGGAGAAGCUGCAGGUUACAGCAUGGAAACACUAAUCAUUGUUAUACUGGCUCCUGUGAUAGUCUUGAUAGUUUUUUCUGCAGUAGCUGUGCUGAUCAUCCGGAGAAUACAGAAAAACCAUAUGGAGAGGCUCAAUUCUAGAGAUGCAGAAUAUGGCACAAUUGAGGGACUCAUUGCGUCAAAUGUUGGAGACAGCACAUUGGCCGAUUUACUGGAUCAUUCCUGCACAUCUGGAAGUGGUUCUGGACUUCCUUUCUUGGUGCAAAGAACGGUGGCUCGCCAGAUCACACUUGUAGAGUGUGUAGGUUAGUAGAAGUCU
This is a messenger RNA of Balearica regulorum gibbericeps (East African grey crowned-crane), 666 nucleotides long. NCBI's taxonomy places the organism in Eukaryota, Metazoa, Chordata, Aves, Gruiformes, Gruidae. The record is from RefSeq and is a predicted model, not a curated record.